ACACAAGUUGAUAACGGCAGGCGUGUCUCGUACAAUGCUUCCGCAGCUAACGGAGGAAUGGUAUCGCUCGUUUAGCAAUACCGUGGGGCGUAGUAUUUAAGGUCUCACCGCUCUACCACAUCCCUCUGGUCAUUUUGACGCUGCGGUUCGCUUCAGAGAAUGACGAUGAAAGUGUUGUCGAUGCUCGCAGGGGCCCUUGUGCUUUUCGCGCCGCUCGUUGUCGCCCAAGGUGGCGGUGGACAACAACUUUGCGACAAGCAGGGCAUAUCAGCCUGCUAUUGGAGAGUUGCCGACGACUAUGGGAUGGCUCCACUUGUAAGAAGUGCUGAACGAAAAGAUAGUUAUCUGGAAAGCUUAUGCAACGGCAAUCCACUCGGUUUCCCCGAGAUCAACCCUUGCAAGGAAGGUUUUUACGCCAGCUGCACAGACGCCGAAAAAAGGAAGUUCGCUCGCAUGGAGACCGGCUACGCUGUACUUCGUAAAGAAAUCACGUCUGCAGAAAGCUGCCAGUCUGUUCAACAACUUCGUGAAUGCAUGGACCUGAGUACCAUGAGCUCCUGUAUUUCCAAUCCAGAUUUUGAAGGUGGAACCUUCGAGGCUCAGGCGGAAGCAAUAGAGAGGGGGGCACAAAAUUUGAAGGCCUGCAUCGAUAAGGCGAUUAAACCCUGCGAUGCCAAGAAGAACGCAGCUGCCAUAGCGCAUUUGCAAAAGAUUGCUAACGCCAUUGUGGAUCUCACCUCGACAUCUGAUAAACCAAACGGUGCUCACACAACGAAGGCCGCUACGGCAGUCGUUGCAGUAUCCCUGCUGAGCUGGAUAGUUCGCUACUCCUAUUAACAGCUUUCGUGAGCGAUGCCAUCCCACAGUCAUCGACCGCGUGCCCUCUUUAUUAUUAUCAGCCAUUAAACAUUCUACAUGACAAACGUG
Molecule: messenger RNA, 927 nt
Organism: Dermacentor andersoni
Lineage: Eukaryota; Metazoa; Arthropoda; Arachnida; Ixodida; Ixodidae
Source: RefSeq, a predicted model, not a curated record